CGCGCCCCGCCCCGUCAUUGUCCCCAACGUUGUGCCGCUGCUCUCCAAGUUGGACCCAAAUUGCAGGCUUUCUCUCCCGGCGCCAGUUGCAUCGUUUCGGUGGGUCCGACGAGCAGGAUGGAGGGCUGCUUGGAAGAGGAAUCCUUUCAGAUGUGGGAACUGAACCGACGCCUGGAAGCCUAUCUGGCCCGGGUCAAGGCGUUGGAGGAGCAGAAUGAGAUGCUGAGCGCGGAACUCCGAGGGCUGCGGCGCGCCCGGUCCGGGGAUGUCUCCUGGAGGGCCCGUGCAGACGAAGAGCUAGUGGCUCUGCGAGCACUGUUGGAGGAGCGCUGGAGGGAGAAGCAAGCAGCCGAGGUGGCUCGAGACAACCUGGCGGCCGAGGCUGAGGGCGUGAUGGGCCGGUGGCAGAAGCAGCGGGAGGCCCGGGAGCGCACCGAGGCGGUGGUGGCUUGCAGCCGGCGUGCCCUGGAGGACGAACAGCGUGCCCACGCCUGGCUCCGCGCGCAGGUGGCCGAGCUGGAGGCCGAACUCGAGGCCCGGCGCGCUGCGCACGACGAGGAGCGCGCGGGGCUGAACGCGCGGGUGGUGGCCUGUGUCCCCCGGUGCCCGGCGAUGCCCUCCGCGCCCUCCGUGCCCACCCCGGAGCUGGAGGAGUUGGCCCGACGGCUGGGCGAGGCCUGGCAGGGGGCUGUGCGCGACUACCAGGAGCGUGUGGCCGACCUGGAGGCGUCCCUGGGGCAGGCCCGGGAGCGUCUGGGCCAGGCGGUGCAGAGCUCACGCGAGGGUCGCCUGGAGCUGCAGCAGCUCCGGACCGAACGCGGGGGUCUCCUGGAGCGCAAGGCCGCGCUGGAGCAGAGAGUGGACGGCCAGUGGCAGGAGCGACUGAAGGCCACCGAGAAGUUCCAGCUGUCUGUGGAAGCGCUGGAGCAGGAGAAGGAGAGCCUGCAGAAGCAGAUUGCCCAGAUCCUGGAAGGUCGGCAGCAGCUGGCACACCUCAAGAUGUCACUCAGCCUGGAGGUGGCUACAUACAGGACCCUUCUAGAGGCAGAGAAUGGCCGACUACAGCCUACUGGGGCGGGGUCCAAGGCUGCUCUGAGUUUCCCCGGUCCCAAGCUGGAGCUGCAUUUUCCUGGGACCCCAGGGGGGCGGCAUGUGGGGGGACCUCUUCCCUCCAUCCUCAGCCCCUCUGUCCUUUCCUCACCUUUGCCUGACACCCUCAACACACCUGUGCCAACCUUCCUAAAGAGCCAGGAAUUCCUCCAGGCCCGCACCCCUACCUUGGCCAGCACCCCCAUCCCACCCACCCCUCAGGUCUCCUGCCCCCCCGCAGCAGAGACCGUACUCAGAGAUGCCCCUCUUUCCCCAUCACCAAAGCUGCAGCCACAGGUGGGCAGGCAGCAGGCACUGGAGGCUCCACAGGUUGAUACCAAGCCAGCUAUCCCUGCCAGCUUUCUGACAGGGCCAGAAGAGCCUGGGGGUGAGCAGCAAGAGGCCAGAUCAGGUCCAUCCCCCCCGGAUUCCAAUUCCAUGGCCUCACCUCUCAGCCUGGAUAUCCCUAGUGUAGAGGCCAAAGAGGAAGAGCCCAGUGGGUUUAGCGUUCCCAGCAGGAUCCAGGAGGAAGGGGAAGGGCUUGUCUGGGAGCUGGCAGAGAAGGAAACAGCACUGGAGGUCCAAAGGGUGAGCAGCCUGCAGCAGGAAGUGUGGCAAAACAAGGGGGAUCUGGGUCUGAAGGAAACCCAGGAGCCCGGAGAAGAGACUGCAGGGUCUCUGGAACAGGAAAUACAAGAGCCACUGGUGGGGAAACAAGACCAUGAAACUCUGUCCUUGGAGGAAGAGGAUCAAGAACCUCUGAGAGUUUCUGAAGACCCCUGCAAAACGCUUCGAGACCUUGACACGGAUAAUUGGGAGCCGCUGACGUCUUUAGAAGAAAAGGAUGGAGAAUCGAGUUCUGGAGAAAAAGGGACACUCGCAUUCCACUUGUCUUCAGAAAACGAGGCCCCACAGAAGUUGCUGUCUCUUGAUGAGGACCAGGAAGGAACAAGGUCCCAUGAAGAUGAUCUGGAGACACUCUGGGGUCCAGGGAAGGAAAAGCAAGACUUUGUGGGAUCUCUGCAAACAGAGAACCAAGAGUCCCUGAGAGCCCUACAAGAGGGAAGUCAAGAACGUCUGAGUUGUCAGGAAGUAGAGAAUGAACAAGCAGUCUUACCUGCAGCCAAAGAGAACGAGCCACCGAAGAGUCUAGAAGAAGUGGAGCAGAAGAUAUCAGGACCUUUAGGGGUAGAGGAACAGGACCUAGAGACCUGGGCAGCCCAGGAGAAAGAGGAGCAAGAACAACUGAGGUCCCCAGAUGAGGAGAAGCAGCAGGUCUGGGAGACUCCAGAGAAUGAGACUCAAGAACCGCAGAGGAUUUUGGGAGACGAAGACCAGGCGAUGAGAAUGGAGAUGACAGUGUCUCCUGGAGAAGAUGCAGAGCCAUUGAACCCUCUUGAAAAAGUGACUCAAGAAUUAUGGUCCCAGGAGGAAGCAAGUGUAGAGACUGAGAGAGCCACAGAAACAGAGAUGCAAGGACUGCUGGGGUCUGAGAGAGAAGAAAACCCACAGACUGUCCUAUCUCCAGAAACACAAGAGUCCAAGUGGUCUCUAGAAGAAUUGAGUCAGGAGACAGUGAAGCCUGAGGAAAAGGAGGUUCAAGAUCCACUGGGGUCUGUGGAGAAAAAACAAGAGCCACAGAGUGCCCUAGACCAGCAGGAUGAGGAACCCCAAAAACUGCAGGCAGAAGGUGGCUCAGAGGCUUUGAGCUCUCCAGAAGAGUCCGAGGAGGAAGGGGCUCAAGGCCUGGAAGAGAAAGUGACACCGGAGCAGAGGGAGGGUCUGGGGUCACCUAUGUGUCCAGAGGAGGAACCGCCUCUGCCUGCAGCUCAGAAUCUGCAGAGAUGGGAGGAGAUGGGAGGAGAAGAAGAGGAAGCUACUGGAAGGGCCGGAGUAGACAGUGAGAAUGGGGCAGAACUGGAUCAGAGGGAGGGCCUGGCAGGAAAGGAAUCUAUGGAGCAGAAAGAGCUGCCCAUGCCUGCUACAGAGGGGCCCUGGAACACAGAAGAGGGUCACCUUGGGAGCCCAGGGCCAGAAGAGCAGCCCACCCAGGAAGCCCACCAGGAGGGAGGCACUGAGGGGCCACCAUCAGGGCCCUUGGAUCUUGCUGCUCCCGAGGGAUUGUCAGAGGACAUGGGGCCAGAGUGGGCCAAUGAGGAAGUCACAUGGGAGGCAGAGGCAGCGGUAGGGGAGACUGCAGUGGGUGCAGAGCAGGAGCAGGAGCUGAGGGAUCUUGGCUUGGGGGAUGCAAGUCACCAGGCCAAGGAGGAAGCGGAAGAGAAAAGUCUGGAGGGAAAAAGGGUGCCAGACUUGGAAGAACCCAGAGAAGAUUUAGGGGCUGCAGCUGCUUUGGAGCCUAGGUCCUCUCUACUGCUCGGGAAGGGCUGGGACCCCACUGACACUCCUGAGGGCUGGGAGGAGUCUAUACCCAUAGGCCAGGAACUGGGUGAUGUCCCUCAAUCUGGGUUUACAGGGUUUGAGGCUGUGCAGGAAACUGCCAAAGCAGGGUCUAUGGAGCUCUUGUCUCCUACUGAGGUCCCCCAAGACAGUCUUGGGCCUCAGACCUGGGCAGAAGGGGAACAGGAGGCAUGCGGAGGGCUGGAGGGCAAGAAUGAAGAUGAUCUGGAGGUGGGCAGUGAGCUGGGCUCUGGGGGGCUCCUGGAAGAAAGGGAGGACAGCGGGGACGAGAGCGAGGCUGACGAGCUCGGGGAGACUCUCCCUGACUCCACUCCCCUGAGCCUCCAUCUUGGCUCCCAGGCCUCCCCACACUGGGGCCUGGCUGGAGAGCAGAUGCCAUCACCUCUGAGAGAUGACCAGCUCCCAGUUGUCCUGGCCCACCAAAACCUGGGGAGCCAGCCUUGGGAGGAGGUGCAGCAGGAGAAGGAUGAAGAGGAGGAAGGUGGCUGUGGUUCUGAGCUGGCAGAAGACUUUGAGGACCUGGCCACUGAGGCUUCUCUCCACCCGGGGAUUCCCAGGGACCCCACAGACCCUGAAAGCCAGGCGCCCCUGCCGGAGCCUGCAGCCUGGGAGGGUAAUGAAUCUGACGGGUUUGCUGAUGAGGAGGAGAGUGGGGAGGAAGGGGAUGAGGAGAGUGGGGAGGAAGACAGUGAAGAGGAGGGAGAGGAGGAGGUGGACCAAAGGGAACCCAGGGCUUCUGAUGGGGGCCCUGAGAGAGGGAGCCCCCUUGAGUCUGGGGGCCUGGAUAUGGGUGUCCCAGGGGAAACAGGCUGGGGGGACGCUGAGACAUCAGACUCAGAGCAGGAUUCUGACCCUGCACCCUCAGGGAGGGCCCCCCAGCUCCUCAAGGUGGGACAGGUGGACUUAGAGGCUGGGGUGCCCCUAGGGGUGAAUGGGCAGGGCACCAGCUUGCAGGAGGAGCUGGAGCAUGUGAAUGGGAGUGCGAUGAAUGGGUUGGAGCUAUCCAAGGAGGGGAACCAGGGGAAAUUGGGGACUUCUCCAGGAGACCACCCUGGGAGUCCUUUGGAGGAGGCAGGGAGCACCCUGAAGACCCCUUGGACAGGGACUCCCCUCCAUCUGGGCCCAAGGCAGUUUUUGCAGUUCACGCAGAGGGAGGAGGACGGAGAUUCCUGGUCCUCGGGGGAGGACUGAGGCAAGUCCUGGCUGGGCCCUAGAUGGGGAGGCUGUACCCCAACAUGAACUCUUGACCUGUGGCUUCCUUCUGAGGGGCCUGAGCAGCCAAGGUGAAAUGGGGUGUGGCCAGGGGACUGUUUCAGACAAGGGGGAACCCCAAGACUAUAGGUAGCCUUUCAGAUCCUACAGAGGGGUCUCCCAGCCCAUUUGCUUGCUCUCCUUCAGCUGUCAGUCAGUAGAGGCCAGGCCUGAGCCUGGUGGGUG
Suncus etruscus (white-toothed pygmy shrew) is the source of this 4944-nucleotide messenger RNA. RefSeq names its product nestin (gene NES). Gene Ontology annotation, biological process: positive regulation of intermediate filament depolymerization. The coding region runs from base 118 to 4698 and encodes 1526 amino acids. Gene Ontology annotation, cellular component: intermediate filament. Lineage: Eukaryota; Metazoa; Chordata; Mammalia; Eulipotyphla; Soricidae. The transcript is spliced from 4 exons. The record is from RefSeq and is a predicted model, not a curated record. Gene Ontology annotation, molecular function: CCR5 chemokine receptor binding; intermediate filament binding.